This is a messenger RNA of Gekko japonicus, 2500 nucleotides long. RefSeq names its product zinc finger protein 436-like. Gene Ontology annotation, cellular component: nucleus. Gene Ontology annotation, biological process: regulation of transcription by RNA polymerase II. Bases 183 to 1754 code for a protein of 523 amino acids. The transcript is spliced from 2 exons. Gene Ontology annotation, molecular function: DNA-binding transcription factor activity, RNA polymerase II-specific; RNA polymerase II transcription regulatory region sequence-specific DNA binding. The record is from RefSeq and is a predicted model, not a curated record. NCBI's taxonomy places the organism in Eukaryota, Metazoa, Chordata, Lepidosauria, Squamata, Gekkonidae.
CCGCCUCGAAGGCAGCCACUGCUCCCUAGCGAGCCCAGGGGAGCCGCACCGCCGAGGCUGGGGGAGAGGCGAAGGGGUCUCGGUCCCCUGGCCUGCCUUUCGGCCGCGUUGUCGCACCGCUGGACCGAGGUGGGGACUGCCUCCGGCCAGAGCGAGGAGGGCGACGCCCAGGUGAUGGAAAAAUGAAGGACACCAAAGGGAAGCGCCCGCAGGAGGAGGAGGAGGAGGACUUUGAGCCUCAAGUUGAAUUGCAUUUCACCAUCUUGGAAGAAUCGGAAGGGGGCAUUUCCCAGGGGAAGCUUUGGCACUGUGACAUUAAUGCAGAGCGGCAGCCAGACGGCUCCUCUUUGCCCGAACCGGACGAUGAAUCCGUUUACUCUGACCCAUCCCGGUCUCCCUCGCCGGAGCUGCAGAAAUUGCUCCCAGCCCCAGAGAGGGGGCCCGGAGAGAGAAGCCUGGGAAGCUGUCUGCAGCCUGGCCCCAAGCAGCAGGUCGAACUGCAUUUCACCAUACUGGAGGAGUCCGAAGGGGGCAUUUCGGAGGGGAGACUCUGCGCGAGCGAGAUUAGCUCAGACGAACCACUGGAGAGCGAUUAUCCCAAGCGCCAGUGGGAUGGACCCGUUCCGCAUGGCCUCCCGUUGGUUGUGGGGAAGGAUUUUGCCCCAACUAAGGACAGACUGGAGGGGGAGACAAAAGGGGAGGUCUCCCAGCGAGGAAGCGCGGAUCAGCAGGUAGAAGUCCAGUUCACGAUCUUCGAAGAUUCAGAAGAAGCCAGCCUUUCCCAGGGUCCUGAGGAUUAUCCCAUCUGGGAGAGCCCGUUCAGACCUGAUAUGUAUCGGGGAGACUAUCCGAAAGAGGACUGGGACACUUCCAUUGACAGUCUGGGCGAGGCCUUCGAAUCUUCUUUCCAGCAGCAGUUCUACUUAGGAGGCCGGAUGUACCCCUGUACCGAGUGCGGGCGCAUCUUCAACAGGAAGUCGACCCUGACGCGGCACUGGCGGACCCACACGGGGGAGAAGCCUUAUUCCUGUCUCGACUGUGGGCGGAGCUUCAGCCUGAACCUCAACCUCCUCACCCACCAGAUGACCCACACGGGGGAAAAACCCUACAAGUGCCCCGACUGCGGGCAAAGCUUCACCCGUAGUACGAGCGUCACCAGGCACCAGAGAAGCCACCGGGAGGAGAGUCCUUAUAAGAAUGACAGCUGGGAGGAAAACUUCCCGUACAGCUACCCGGUCCCCUUUCCCUAUCCGAUGCCUCCGGUGGAGGAGAAAACCUACGUGUGCCCGGAUUGCGGAGAAGCCUUUAUGCACAGCGGGACCCUCAACCGGCACCUGCGGAUGCACCGAGGGGAGAGGCCUUACAAAUGCGUGGUGUGCGGGGAGGGCUUCUGCUCCAUGUCGAAGCUGUACAGGCAUGAGAGAAUCCACAUGGUGGAGAAGCCCUACCACUGCGAGAUCUGCGGGAAAAGCUUCGCUGUCAAGUCCACGCUGACCCGGCAUCAGAUGCUCCACCAGGCUGAGAGGCCCUACAUGUGCUCUCACUGCGAGAAGGGCUACGUCCAGAGGAGCCACCUGGCCCGGCACCACCAGAAGGCGCACCCCGAGGUGCCCUUCAACCCUGUCAAAGCGAACACUGUGCCCGCCACCAUUCUGGAUUCUGACAACCUAGUCACUUAUUUCUGGGGGGACGAGGAGACAGACGCUGGUCCCGAGCCUGUCCCAACCCAGUUGAUCUACUCUGGAGCAGACUGAUGAGGGCGGGGCUUAAGUCUAGCCUGGAGCUACACUGCGCCUUGUGUCCCAUCCCCCCCCCCUUGUGCUCUGUCCUUUUAAACUCUCAAAAGUGCUGGGGUGUUUUCCGAUCGUGGAGGGUUGAUGGGAGGGGGGUGGCCCCAGAUCUGGUUGUGUUGUGGAUUGUCUUGAUGCCAAGGAAUAUUCCUUGCCUUGUGACUCUCACUACACUCACACAUACACACACACACGAACAGACACACAAGAAGCUGCCUUCUGCUGAAUCAGGCCUGGAAGCAGCAUCUCAGGAGGAUGCUCCAUUGUUGGGACCAUGCCUUCUCCACAUCCUGGUCUUCUACAGAGGCUCCAGCAUCAACACAACAGAGGGCCAGCCCACAGCAAGAAGAGCUGAUCUGUAUGGGAGAGGAGCCACUCACUCCCGAACAAAGCCUGAUUUACACAAACAGAACAGUCUCCAAGCUUCUUACUGGAAUAGAAGCAAAGUGCCAUUUGCGAGUCUGUGGGCUGAGGAAACCUACCUGGUGGGGGAAGGGAGAGCAGGCCCCUUGCGGGUAGCAAAAACGCCUAGACUAGAGAGAUGCACACAACCUUGGGAACGCUUCAGUUUUUGUUUGUAGUAAAGGGGGGGAAGUUUUUCUUCCUUUUUUUUAAAAAAAAGGAAAACAACACCGAUUCUUGUUUGAUCAAUGUACGUUUUGAAUGAUGGCUGAACUCUUGAAAACGUUAGUAAAAUAAGGACCUGGGUU